CUAACCUCACUGUACGCUUGAGUGGUUCCAAAUCUGUCUGAUGAACUCUCCGUGCUUCUUCCUGAUGCAUCCUGAAAACAUUCCUCAGCAGGAGUCAUUGAGCCUGCGGACUUCUGCCGACUUCUGCUGAAAGGAGGGUUGGUUCCUAAUUUCAGCCUGGGGACCUCUGGUUGAUAGCGCACGCUGUCCCACUGUGCCUGCCUCCCCCCAGGCCGGGCAGGGAUCAAUGAGCUCCGGCAAGCGCUUUGGCGCCAGGGUCUGUCCUAGGCAGGGACCAGCAGUGGACUCUGCCCCCUUUCCUCUGGCCUCCCUUGGUCCUGUGUGUCUGUUAUGACCUAUGCUCGUGACUGGCUGCCCCGUGGAGCUGCUGACCGUCUGUCUGGGUGGUGGUGGCAGCCUUGGUCCUCCUGGGUCCGGGUGCGAUAGAGGCCUGCCCAGCCUGCCCUUGACAUCAGAGGGGCCCAGUCCGAGGCUGUGGACACCACUGCUGCGCUUGGUGGGGACGUGCUCAAGAUGCAUGCAGUGUGACACCAAGUUCGACUUCAUCACCAGGAAGCACCACUGCCGGCGCUGCGGAAAGUGCUUCUGCGACAGGUGUAGCAGCCAGAAGGUGCCGCUGCGGCGCAUGUACUUCGUGGACCCCGUGCGGCAGUGCGCCGAGUGCGCCUUGGUGUCCCUGCGUGAGGCCGAGUUCUACGACAAGCAGCUCAAGGUGCUCCUGAGCGGAGCCACCUUCCUUGUGACUUUCGGAAACUCAGAGAAACCUGAAACCAUGGUUUGUCGUCUUUCCAGCAACCAGAGAUGCUUGAUUCUGGACGGAAACAGCCACUAUGAAAUUGAAAUCGCACACAUCUCCACAGUGCAGAUUCUCACCGAGGGCUUUGCUCCCGGAGGAGGCAACGCCCGGGCUGCAGGCAUGUUCCUGCAGUACACCAUGCCAGGGUCGGAAGGCGCCGCCCAGCUGAAGCUGAUGGCUGGGGAGGAUGCGAACGCCAGCAAGAGGCCGGCUGCAGCAUGGCUGGCAGCAAUGCACAAGGUACUGCACCUGGGCAGCGGGGGGACUGGGCCACACGGCUCCUGACAAGGACCCAUGCUUGGCCACGCCAGUACAGAACCUGCCUGUCGUGCUUUGCGUUGCUCACUGUUGACCAUCUCGCAGGCCACCAAGCUCCUCUAUGAAUCUCGGGACCAGUAGCUCACGUAGAGCGGCCCCUGGAGCGUCUGGUCACUGGGACCAAGCUGCUUGUCUCACUGGGCACCCCUGGCUGACCCUGCUUGUGCUGGAGAUGCAGUUCAAGUAUUCAGAGAUGCAAAGUGUUCACUUAGUGCAAUACGUACAGUUUAUUAACGCUUUCAACGGCUUCUUCUUUAGUUGUCUGUUACCCUGUUGGUACCUAACUGGAGGUGGGAGGGAUGGAGCUGCACUACUGUGGAACAUGUGCCGUCUCUGAGUUCUGGGGUCACUCGAGGACUGGCCCAGCAGGGUCCUCACGACUUCCCCAGGACCAUGCCUGUGGGAGGCUGAGCCACCGCGCGAUGGCUGGUCCAGCACUAACUGGGAGCUGCGAGCAACCCUGUACCUUCACUACAUGGAAGGCACCAGCGCUGUUUUCUGCUUUUCACUUAUUCUCUUUAUUAAAAUGGUGGUAGAGCAAUUUGUAUAUGAAGCAUACAAUUAAAACCUAUUUUGAAAA
Fukomys damarensis (Damara mole-rat) is the source of this 1694-nucleotide messenger RNA. RefSeq names its product zinc finger FYVE-type containing 21 (gene Zfyve21). NCBI's taxonomy places the organism in Eukaryota, Metazoa, Chordata, Mammalia, Rodentia, Bathyergidae. The transcript has 6 exons. Bases 338 to 1081 code for a protein of 247 amino acids. Gene Ontology annotation, molecular function: metal ion binding. The record is from RefSeq and is a predicted model, not a curated record.